ACACACACACGCACACACAGGGAAGAACAUAUGUUUGCCAAAGUACAGCCCUCUCUAAUUCUAUUACACUCAAAAGUCAAGUACCCAAAAUAUGUUUGCCAUUCCUUGUUGGGUCGUGACCACAGCCCAUAGCGUAUCUUCUGCAGCGCAGCACUGUUCACCAUCUGCUUGGCACUACCAGGCUCUCUGCCCACAAUCAGUAGGCAAGGUGGUUGAAGUGUCUUGCCCAAGGACACAACUGCUGAGAUGACCGGAGUGAGCUUUGAACCACCAGAAGAAACGUACGCCAUGGAUGAUGAUGACUAUAAUUAUCAGCUCUUCCUGCUUAUGAAUGAAACGAAUGACACAACUGACCCAAGCUACGUGGUCAGUAAAACUGUCCAGCUGUGUGCAAAAAAGACUGUUAAUCAGUUUGGUGCAAAAUUGAUCCCAGUGUUCUACUUUGUCAACUUCCUCCUGAGUUACCUCGGAAACGGGCUGGUCCUCCUCAUCAUCUACAAGUAUGAGAAGCUCACCACAGUGGCAAACAUCUUUCUGAUGAAUUUGGUGUUUUCUAAUAUCCUUUUUGCCUCCAGCUUGCCUUUCUGGGCUACCUACCAUUUGUCUGAAUGGAUAUUUGGACAAGCUCUAUGUAAAAUUGUCAGCAGUGCCUACUUUAUAGGUUUCUACAGCUCUAUCCUCUUCCUCACACUAAUGACAUUUGACCGAUACCUCGCCGUGGUGCAUGCGCUUGCAGCUGCCAAGAGCAGGAAAAGAACGUAUGCUAUAAUUUCUUCUAUUGGAGUUUGGUGUAUCAGUAUUGCAGCGAGUGUUAAAGAGUUGGUUCUUCGAAAUGUGUGGAAGAACCGAUUAGAUGGAUUAAUGUGUGAGGAGUCUGGGUUAUCAGCAAGCAGUAUGGAGCACUGGCGUUUGUAUAGUUACUAUCAACAAUUCCUGAUUUUCUUCCUCUUACCUUUAAUAAUUGUCAUGUACUGCUAUACUAGAAUCACAGUGCGCAUUCUCUCCACCCGCAUUAGGGAGAAGUGUCGUGCCAUAAAGCUAAUUUUUGUAAUAAUCUUCACCUUUUUCUCCUGCUGGACGCCCUACAAUAUUGUAAGCCUUCUUCGAGCAAUUCAGAUUUCAGCUUCCCAAACUGAAAUGGAUGAAGAAAUGUGUUCUGACUCACAAAACCUAGAUUAUGCAUUUUACGUGACCCGGAACAUUGCAUACUUAUACUGUUGUAUUAGUCCUAUGUUUUACACAUUUCUAGGGAAAAAGUUCCAGAGUCACUUCAGUAAACUGGUGGCAAAGAACAUUCCCUGUCUGUCCAGACACAUUAGCCUCAACAGCCAGAGCACUAGAAGCACAUCACAGAGAGCGCCUCACUCUGUUUAUGACUACUGAACAAACAUAAAGAUCUUGGUCUCUGAAAUAGAGUAUUGAUAAACAUUGUCAUAAUUUUCUUGAUAUGUGUAAAUAUGUAAUCUGAGUUGGUAGAAGUAAUAUUCUUAGUUUAACAAUAAUGCCUGUAGCAUUUGGCCAUCAUCAGAUGUGAAACUAUUAGCUGCCCUUUUUCUCCAUGACCAUCCAAUCUGUCAACUUUUAAAUUCUAUCUUGUGGGUAAACAGAAAUUGUGUUUGAAAUACAGAAAGUUUAAUUAUAGCUGAUUUCAAAGAAAUAUUGUAUCACACUUUUAAAUGAAUACACUGUUCUUGAAUGAUUUUAAACAUAUUCUUAUAAUGAUUUUUUUAUUAUAUUGACAUGCAAUCAUAAAUCUCAUGUGUAAGUUGUGUUCAAAGUGUUUUUAUGAUUGUGAGAACCUUAGAGGAUUUUCCAGAGAUUUUGUGGGGAAAUAUUUCCAUUCUGGAUAAAUUUAGCUGAGGAUUUUUUUUACCCAUCGUUGGGUGAGUGAGGGGUUUAAAAUCCAUUACCAACGCAUCACACUGGAUGUCUCCUCAGACACUUACCAUCUCCCAUAUCUCCAGUCCAUUGGAGCUGCAGCUAUAAAUGUGACAGGACAUUCCCAGAAGUAAAGAAGACUUUAAAGCCAGACAUCUGAACAACACCUUGGAAGAUGAAAUAACAGAAAAAAGAACAACUAGAACAACUGAGAUGUGUAAAAGUUUAUUCUCCUCAAGACAGUUAUAGCGCUGAAAUUCUGUUGCUGUGUUGUCAUCAACGUCACCUGUUCAUGUAUUAACUGCAUUUGAAACACAGAUACAAAUUACAUUCGAAAGCUUCUGCAUUUAGCUUCCUUCAUGUAAACCUAAUGAUAAAAGAUUCUGUAUCUUC
This is a messenger RNA of Girardinichthys multiradiatus, 2271 nucleotides long. Its product is annotated as C-C chemokine receptor type 3-like. Gene Ontology annotation, molecular function: chemokine receptor activity. The record is from RefSeq and is a predicted model, not a curated record. The coding region runs from base 247 to 1383 and encodes 378 amino acids. Gene Ontology annotation, biological process: chemotaxis; immune response; G protein-coupled receptor signaling pathway. Lineage: Eukaryota; Metazoa; Chordata; Actinopteri; Cyprinodontiformes; Goodeidae. Gene Ontology annotation, cellular component: membrane. The transcript has 3 exons.